AUGGGACUCUGCGACCCAGCCAUACAGAAACGUUUACUCACGGAACCCGACUUAACUCUGACAAAAGCCACUGACCUUGCUACGGUCAUGGAGUUGGCAACUCGGGACGCCACCCUACUGAAGGCACCAUCUGAACCUCCUGCAAGCCAGGGUGAGGAAAUAUUCCACACUGCUAUCACGCCUCACUCAAGACGGCCGUUCCCUGCCACUCAGCUUAAACCUCGCCUCCCUACUUCUUCGGUCUCUGGGACCUUGACUUGCUACCGUUGUGCCCCAGCUCCAGCUCCAGCCAUCUGGCAGCAGCUCAUGGAUGAGGUCCUGGCAGGAAUACCUUUCACCCAAUGUCUACUGGAUGACAUGCUCAUCACUGGUCCCACUGAUGAAGAACACAGAAAGAAUGCUGAAGCGUCUCAACUGGAAUUUUGUGCCCACACGGUUGACCGACAUGGAUUACACACUACUGAAGAAAAGGUUAAAGCCCUUACCCAUGCCCCUACUCCCCAGAAUGUCACCCAGCUCAGGUCCUACCUUGGCCUCCUAAAUUACUACCACCGUUUCUUGCCAAACCUGGCACACCAACUCUACCCGUUACAUCGUUUACUGGAUGCAAGAGCUAAAUGGAUAUGGACAGAAAAAUGUGAAGGAGCUUUUCGGAUUUCUAAAGACCUCAUUCUGUCUUCUCGAGUUCUGGUCCACUAUGAUUUAAAGAAACCCGUCAUCUUGGCUUGUGACGCCUCGCCUUAUGGACUGGGUGCCGUGCUUUCCCAUGUCAUGUCGGAUGGCACGGAGCGCCCCAUUUCUUUUGCCUCCAGGUCUUUAACCUCCGCAGAACAAAACUACUCCCAGAUAGACAAGGAAGCUUUGGCCAUUGUAUGGGCCACAAAGAAAUUUCACGCGUACAUCUAUGGUCGGGAGUUCACACUUAUCACCAGAGCCGGCCCUACCAUGGGACCCAAUGGAACCCAUGUGGAAGUACACAGGCCACGAUCUUGCCUGUCCACCUCCCUGAUUGCCAGACAUACAGCCACAGAUCCUUUCCUGUCUCAGAUAUUCUCUUAUGUUCAGACUGGAUGGCCAGAGAGAGUUCCAAGUGAAUUUCGUCCGUACUUUGCCAGAAAAUGUGAGCUUGUGACGAAUGUUGGUUGCCUACAAUGGGGCAAUAGAGUGAUUGUACCCCAGUAUUUGCAAUCAACCAUGCUGCGGAUGCUGCAUGAAGGCCAUCCUGGUGUGGUGCGCAUGAAGCAGCGAGCCCGGAGCUAUGUUUGGUGGCCACAAAUGGAUACGGCAAUUGAAGAUUAUGUUGCUCAAUUCCCUGAGUGCUGUCAACCCCAGAAGAGAGGAACCCUGCAACCUUGGCCAUGGCCAACGGACCUGUGGUCAAGACUCCAUCUUGAUUUUGCUGGCCCCAUCCAGGAUAAAAUGUAUUUGAUCGUGGUAGAUGCGCAUUCCAAAUGGCCAGAGGUUUUUCAAAUGCCUUCUAUUACCUCGGCUGCUACCAUUCUAGUCUUAAAGAAGCUCUUUGCUCAAUAUGGCUUGCCGACAGCCAUAGUCUCCGAUAAUGGCACUCAAUUUACAUCGCAUGAGUUUCAAUCCUUCCUUGAUGGCUUGGGCGUCCACCACUACAAAACAGCUCCUUAUCAUCCGGCUUCGAAUGGGCUGGCAGAACGAUUUGUGCAGACGUUUAAGAAGCACUUACUGUCCACUCUGGACCAGGUUGGACUGUCAGAGGAGAAGCUGCUGUAAUUCUUGAUCAUGUACCAUAACACGAAACACGCUACUACUGGGCUGUCACCAGCUUUUCUUAUGUUUGGCAGGAAUCUCCGCACCAAACUUGAUUUAGUUC
Molecule: messenger RNA, 1843 nt
Organism: Rana temporaria (common frog)
Lineage: Eukaryota; Metazoa; Chordata; Amphibia; Anura; Ranidae
Exons: 4
Coding region: 1-1743 (580 amino acids)
Biological process (GO): DNA integration
Molecular function (GO): nucleic acid binding
Source: RefSeq, a predicted model, not a curated record